Molecule: messenger RNA, 1283 nt
Organism: Raphanus sativus (radish)
Lineage: Eukaryota; Viridiplantae; Streptophyta; Magnoliopsida; Brassicales; Brassicaceae
Product: protein PIN-LIKES 1
Exons: 10
Biological process (GO): endoplasmic reticulum to cytosol auxin transport
Cellular component (GO): membrane
Source: RefSeq, a predicted model, not a curated record
AAGCGACGAUGAAGCUUUUGGAUCUGUUCAUAACGUCGUCGAUACCAGUAGGAAAGAUUCUUGUGAUAACAGGAAUCGGCUUUUACUUGGCUCUUGAUCGUGUUAACAUUCUGAAUCAAGAUGCUAGAAAACAUCUCAACAACAUAGUUUUCUAUGUGUUUAGUCCUUCACUCGUUGCAAGCAGUCUAGCUGAGACUAUUACUUAUGAAAGCUUGGUGAAAAUGUGGUUCAUGCCCCUCAACGUUCUGCUCACAUUCAUCAUUGGCUCGUUUCUUGGUUGGCUUGUUAUCAAGAUCACCAAACCUCCUUCACAUCUCCAUGGCAUCAUAGUUGGUUGCUGUGCUGCUGGGAACUUGGGAAACAUGCCACUCAUUAUUAUCCCAGCUAUAUGCAAUGAGAAGGGAAGUCCUUUUGGAGAUCCUGAGACUUGUGAGAAGUAUGGAUUAAGUUAUGUUGCACUCUCUAUGGCGGUAUUCAAAAACGUUUGUGUGCUAAUUGUAUUAUAUUAGAUUGGAUCCAUUUGCAUAUGGACUUAUGUAUACAAUCUUAUGAGAGUGCUAGCUAGGGAAACUCCGAUAAUCAUCGGUACUUCCUCUACAGUGCCACUGAUCCCUACCAAAGUCGUUCAAGUUGAUCAGGAGGAGGUCUCUUACUCAUUUGGAACAUGGAGCAAGAUCAAGCAAAGAGUAUGUUCUGCAGCAGAGAAUAUCAAUCUAGGAACAAUCUUUGCUCCUUCAACUAUUGCAGCGCUUAUCGCGCUUGCGAUUGGGCUUAUUCCUACGCUAAGGAAGCUACUAAUCGGCAACAUAGCUCCACUCAGAGUGAUUGAGGACUCAGUAUCUCUAUUAGGGGAAGGGACGAUUCCUCUUCUGACUCUGAUUAUAGGAGGAAACCUUCUCAAAGGUCUGAGGGGAUCAGGAAUGCACAAGUCAGUCAUAUUAGGCGUGGUGGUUGUGCGUUACGUGUUGCUGCCAGUAUUAGGUGUUUUGAUAGUGCAGGGAGCUCAUCACUUGGGUUUGAUUACAUCCGAACCGCUCUACCAGUUUGUUCUUCUGCUUCAAUAUGUUGUUCCACCGGCAAUGAAUCUUGGUACAAUCACUCAACUAUUCGGGUCAGGAGAAAGUGAAUGCUCUGUGAUUCUCUUCUGGUCUUACGCUUUAGCUUCGGUUUCUCUCACCCUCUGGCCAACCUUCUUUAUGUGGCUUGUAGCCUGAACUAACACACACACACACACACAUACAUAUACAUAUACGUGCAGCAUAUUGCAAAUCCUUACUACUUUG